CCUUUACUUACACAAACACAUUCGCGUCCACAAUGUCGCUUCCACGCCUCGAUAGCGCGCCCAAGGCCGAAGACUUCACCCCACUAUCCGAACACCAACAGCAGACGCCGACUUCGUUCUUCGGUGCAAAGCCCGUUCUCCAUGCGCAUUACGAGGCCGUGACACUAUCAGUAGCUGCUGACCGGCUCAAACAAGACGCCGCCUUCAGCAGCUUUGGUUCAAGGCGCGAGGGAGAAGAGGACCUGGUAGAUGGGGUUGACGUCUGGGUAUCUUCCGAAAACCUCAUACUAUUCCAGAACUCACCCUCUCCUGUCGGCAUAUCCAUCCCGUACCCGUCUCUCGCUCUGCACGCAACCAUGAAGUACAAGUCGACCAUCGAGGCGCUGUACAUGAAUAUUUCGCUCAACGACGCCGAGACCGUGAAUGAAGAUGACGACAUCCACAUGCUGGAAAUCACCGUUCUGCCACCAUCGUAUGACACAAAACCCACCGACACGUGUAUUUCGGAGUUCUUCGCUGCGCUAAACACAUGCGCGGAUCUUCACCCCGACCCAGAUGGCAGUGACGACGGCGAGGAUAUCAUGGACGACACAGCGCCCGGGGCAUCCGGUUGGAUCACAGCUGACAACAUCGACGAGUAUCUUGACGAGAAUGGCAACUUCAAGGGCAUGGUGAUUGGGGAAGAGCUGGGUCCGGGUGCUGGCACUGUAAGGACGAGGGACGACGGAGACGAGGGAUCAAAUGGCGUCAAUGGUGCCGACGGGCAUGAAGAAAAGUACCACCGUACUGGUUAGGUGACGAAGAGAUUAUGAAAUGCAUAAAGGAUAUCAAAUUUGGAUAUCCAGACUCAACCUGGGCUGCCUAAAGAGCAGUGCCGUUUCCAAUACGCUGAAUGAUUCGUAUUUAAAUAAGUCAUCACCAGAUUCUGAGAGGCACCCUCAACGGCUUCCCGACAGUUAGGCGGGGUUUAUUGCUGUCAACGUUAUGGCACUCUACAUAGGCGGCUACUUAUACGGAUCUUGAUGGUAGUUACGCGGUUACUCUACAGUUCACUUCCAGGCAGAUGGCACACGGUCCGGAAAUGAAGCGUGGGUGCGCACAUGCUGGAGAGACAUUGAGCCACCAGCACUAACAAAGCACGGGUUAUGGAUACUUUGUACUAUGUAUUACUAUACAUUCAAGCGUGCUAAAAGAUCCUUCUGGGACUAAACUUCUCAAUUUA
Messenger RNA from Exserohilum turcica Et28A, 1222 nucleotides. RefSeq lists its product as uncharacterized. Gene Ontology annotation, cellular component: cytosol; spliceosomal complex. The record is from RefSeq and is a predicted model, not a curated record. The coding region runs from base 33 to 794 and encodes 253 amino acids. NCBI's taxonomy places the organism in Eukaryota, Fungi, Ascomycota, Dothideomycetes, Pleosporales, Pleosporaceae. The transcript is spliced from 3 exons. Gene Ontology annotation, biological process: mRNA cis splicing, via spliceosome.